This is a messenger RNA of Maudiozyma saulgeensis, 2028 nucleotides long. The record is from the annotation of a GenBank genome assembly. NCBI's taxonomy places the organism in Eukaryota, Fungi, Ascomycota, Saccharomycetes, Saccharomycetales, Saccharomycetaceae.
AUGAACCUUUGUUAUAUUAUCUAUUAUGUCGUAUGGACAUUAUUAGUACAUGGAGUAAACUGUCAAAUGGCCCAAUGUAGAAAUAAAUUCAUUUCAGGUACAAAUCCUGGUGUGUAUUACGAGAUAUAUCCAUUGGCAUUGAAUGGUGUUCCAUAUAAUACCCGAAAGGCUAAAUUGAGUACAUAUCUUUCUACACUAUCGUUUUAUGGAACUCCAAUAUACUCAGGCAAUGCCCCAGGACUCGAUUUCAAUGCUCCAGUAUCAGUUGGAGAGGACGAAAUAGCAUAUGGAACCAUAUAUGGCAACGAAAUCACUGUAACUAACUUUUCCAUGGCAGUGGGCGCAUGGGUAUUAGUUCCAGAAACAGGGUGGUAUACGUUUAACAUCCAAGCUGAUUCUGCAGCUGAGUUAUUUAUUGUAAACAGCACAGGUGUAUAUUGUUGUGAAAAUCCAUAUGAUAAUAGCUUCAAUCAGCAAUUCAUGCUCACUAGUAUUCCUUCCGAACCCGAUGUAGAGCAGCCAUCGGGUCAGGUUUUCCUUUAUUCCAAUUUCUAUUAUGAAUUACUAUAUUCAUAUAUCAAUCUUAAUAGUAGUGCAUCAUUCAGUGUUGAAAUUACUGAUCCCUCGGGUAAUGUUUAUUCCGAUAUUACACCGUUUGUUAUGCAGAUGAAUGCAAGAAAUGAUUCAGAAAUAGUAACCUGUAACUAUGUCAUACAAGAUUUCUUCAAAACAGUACCUUGGACAGGUACAGCUAUUACUACUUUGGCUACAGAGUGGACAUAUACUACGGAUUCUACUGGGGGUGUCAUAUUACAGGAACUCCAAGUUAUUGGAACUCCCAAUGAGGAUUCAACUUCUCAUAUAUGGUCAUCAUCACAAACUACUAGUAAAUCAAUUAUAGAGUCGCAAAGUGGAUCUCUAUUAGCUAACGCGACUAACGAAUUCACAGAUUUUAUCUCGACAUCUUCAACCACAGAUAUCACCAGCGAUAUUUCUUCAACCUCGGAUGUGACUAGUAGUCUUUCUUCAACCUCAGAUGUCACCGAGACAAGUUUUCCAACCUCGGGUGUCACCAGCACAGGUUCUUCAAGCUCAGACGUGACAAGUAGUAUUUCUUCAAGCUCGGAUGUGACCGAUGCUAUUUCUUCGAUAAACACGAAGGAGUUGGCAUCAAGCUCUGGUAGCAAUAUGGAAUCAAGUUCAAUAGUUAAGGAGUCCUCGAUAUCAUCUGUAAAUACAUUUGCUAAUGAAGGAAGUGAUACUAGUCUGAAUGGAAAUUUUGUCAGUAGGAGUCAAUCUACUGGUUACCAAUCUAGUUCUAUCUUAACUGCUACUAAAACUAGUACGUCUGAAGUUAUUUUGUCCUCUGGCGAAAACGGAGUAACCGUAAAUGGAUCAUCUUCUGGUACAGAUCAAAUUGUAUCAAAAACAGAAAUUAAUGUAAACGCUCUUUCUACCAGUUCGAAAACCUUAAAUUCGUAUUCGACAGUAUUGGAGUCAUCCAUUUCUAGUAAAGGAUUUUUAGGGACAUCUACCGAACUCUUCGUCACAACAGUAAUAUCAUCAGACGUAGCUCCUUGGAUAGUUUCUGAACCGUCUAGCUAUGGUAAAUCGAUGGUAACCUCAAAUGAGUCGAAAAUAGGUAAUCCUGUAACCAUCAUAAUGUCUAUCACAGACUCUGGUAAGCUAACGUGCCCUGGAAUGAUUGAUAUUGGAGGUUUCCCAAAAAUUUGUGCAACCUCAAUUAGGGAAACUGAAGCCUCUAUUCAAGUUGUCAGUGUAGAUUCUUCACCUACUGAGGAUUUGAUUGCUGGUACAGAUAGGUCCAUAAAAACUAGUAUCUCGUCGGGAGCAGCUGCUGAAAAAUCUACGAAACUGCAAACGGUUAGUGAUUCCUCGAAUAUGUCACUGCAAUCUUCCUCCAAGACUCAAGAUAUAUCAAAUAUUCCGAAUAUUGCGCCUCCCUUCAAUGGAGGAUAUAUUGUGUGUUUAGUUUCUUUCUUUUUGCCUCUGCUGUUAAUCUUUUAA